Cydia pomonella (codling moth) is the source of this 9307-nucleotide messenger RNA. It is a transcript of the gene Rif1, whose product is annotated as telomere-associated protein RIF1. NCBI's taxonomy places the organism in Eukaryota, Metazoa, Arthropoda, Insecta, Lepidoptera, Tortricidae. The record is from RefSeq and is a predicted model, not a curated record. The coding region runs from base 1299 to 8162 and encodes 2287 amino acids. Gene Ontology annotation, biological process: telomere maintenance. The transcript is spliced from 13 exons. Gene Ontology annotation, cellular component: nucleus.
UCUAAUAGGGUUGUUUCCAAUUUUUUGAAACGCUUGUAUUACGUUCUAUAUUAACUAGAAGUUGCCCUAAAAUUCAACUUUUAUACUAAAAACGGCUUUAAAUAUGUUAAAUUAACAAAAUAUAUUUUGACGGAUGCUUUCGCGCCCAAAACGCUCUUUGAAAAUUGUCUGACGUCACAGUUUACGGUUUGACACAUAACUACAUACACACGUAGAAGAUACGAGCUGUCAACUGACAUUUGUUAUUUGUUGUUUAUCGCCUAACUGUCAACAGUGUCAAUCCGAGAGUUGUGACGUCAUCAGAAUCUUCAAAGACGUUUCGAGUUUGGUCACGUGACGAGUGCCAAAACAUAUUUUAAAUUCAAUAUUUACAAAAAUAUGGUCAUUACAGGUCCCCUAAAAGUAGUUUAACAUGUUCUUAUAAUCCAAAAGAAUUUAUUGGGAUACAAUUCUGCCCUAAGAUUUGUAGAUGGAAACAACCCUAUUGCCAAAAAUGUUCAAUGAUUGAUAUUUUUGCAUUUCAAUCAUUUUUGUACAUUUCAUGUAUUGUAAAUAACGUGCUGAUAUUUGGUGAAACGGAAAAUAUUAAUUCUCGUGCUUACCGCGAAAACCGAAAUUCGCAAAUUGCGGGGAUCUUUCUCUUUUACUCUCAUUAAGACGUAAUUAGAGUGAAAAAGAAAAAUGCCCACACUUGACGAACUUCGAUUUUCGCGGUUAUAGCCCUGGCUUAAUAAAGUGUGGAUGUAAUUGGCACGUAAAAUUAAAAUUGUAAAAAAUGCCCAUAGUUUAUCGAUAUGGCCACAACUUUUGGUUACUCAUUAUUUAAUCGUACAUAAAAAAUGUGGCUGUUGUGUGUGUGUGUGGCUACGGUGACAGCUGGCUUAGACUCCAUCUUUAGGAAUGUUGUAUCUAUGGAUAGCUUGCCUCCCGCUUCACUUAACAAUGACCUAUACUGGCAACUUUAAACGUGAAAACCAUGACGAUAAGCUCGAAACGCCAUAAAAAUACUAGAACUAUUUAAGCUUAAAUAAAUUUUCAUCAUAAUUUGUAAAACUAAUAUAAAUCUGAAUUAUUACAAACUGCGUUAAGGACAGAGGUAUAAUAUUUCGAAUAAUCGAGUUUGAAUCGAAGACUAUUCGAUUGGUACAACUAUUUCGCGCCAGAAACGCACAUCUGUCAAACAAAUUAUAAUUUGAUUUGCCUACGAUCAAAUCUUUUUUGCAAUUUUGCAUUACUUAUAACAUGCGAUUCAGUAAAAAUCGCAUUCUUGAGUGGUCUAAAACUUCUUGAGUAACAAAAUGUUGGACAAGGAUCUCGAAAUUCUAGAGGACACUACAUUUACUCACAGUGGAUCACGAAAUAAACAUUUCGAGGCUAUUCUACAUGUCUUAGAUAAAGGAAACAGUCCAGGUGUUUCGAAACUUGAGAGAGUAUUGACAAUAUGUGUACAUGACCUGAAAGAAGACGCUCGGCACGCAGUUUUUUGUUUGAAUAUAAUCACUAAGAUUGUGAAUAGACAUCAGACAGAACUAUCUACAUCAAAAUUGGCAUCAUCAGCAGAGGCAGUUCUAAACUUCCUUCUAACUGCAGCGGCACUAAACAAAGCAGAGUCGCUGCAAACUAUUAGCUUCAAUACCCUCCUUGCAUACCCUGACAAUGUGUUGGCGGAGUUGGCGUCUGAAUGCAAUGACAUUUAUGAACUGUUCAACUUAUACUGCCAUCUCAAGAUGCCUGUGGAAAUCAGGUUCAAGCCUGUUAACCUAGCCCACAGAGUAAUGAUCAACCUAACUCCAGAAAAUAAAUCAACAUUUGUGAAAAAAGGCCUAGCAGUAUGGUUUUCAAAAGUGAUACCAACAGCCAUGAACUAUUUCCAAAUACAGACUAUAGGCACCACACCAAUGGUCUUGUCUAUAAUGGAACUAUUGGAAAUGUUGACUGAAGAACUUGCAUCAAUUGACUACAGUACUAAUCCUCAGUGGCAGACAGUAUUGGAAAACAUUUACAGCCCAAAUGCAUAUCCAGCUCAAAUGAAAAACCUAUUGCAAAGUGGCAGUGUUCUGUGGCAUAGGAUUUGGAUCAUCUUUAUCAAACUGCUCAAAGCUCAAAUAACAAUGAACAAACCUGGAAUUGGCAGUCCUAUCAACUCAAUGUUGCCAGUAGUUGAAAUGGCAUUCAAAAUGGAUGUCAAAAGCAGAUGCAGAGCAUUCGAAUGUUGGAAUGUCUUGAUUGAUAAUUUCUCAGCUGAGACUAAUGAACUGUUUGUUAACAAGAGAAUAAAAUUACUCAUUAUACCUUUGAGAUCCAACAAUGCUAAAGUUGAAGAAACAGCACUUGCCAAACUUGACACCUGGUGGCAUCUUAUAAAGCAAUAUGAGGCCAGAGUAGAUGACAGAAUGCUGUAUCCAUUUUUACACUUUUGCUUUGGAAGACAUAUUCCUGAGAAGACAGUUUUGAUACCUGGGAUGAUUUCACCGACAGUUAAAAAAAAUUGUGUUGAAACAUUUGUUGAAAUGGUUGGCCAUUUUAAUUGUGAAGGCUGCAUUUCGAAACCUAGACUGAAGAGCAAAAUAAUUAGUCCUAAAGUCUUGGUAGACCACUGGAGUGACUGGACACAUUCACUAAAGAUGGCAAUAAAGGUAUCUUCAGAAGAUGUUGUUGGGAUUGGAAAACAGCCAAUCAUAUGCGCUUGGAAGUCAUUUGUGAUGACCAUUGCUGAAAUGCCAGAAAAUAAUAUCAGAAAAGAUCUUUUUAACGAUCUUUUAACUAUAACGAAACUACUUGCACAGGAGUGCACAAGUAAUAAUAAACUUGCAGACAUAGUGAACAACAUCCUCAUUUCUUCACUUCUUGAGGAACCCACACUGAAGGAACUUCUUAAAACCAAAGAGUUUCAAGGUGGACCAAUACAAACAAUUCUCUCCAUUCUAACAGAUCCCACGUUUUUUGAGACCUGUAAACAACAUACCAACCAGGAUUUACUCACAAACCUAAAGCUAAUGAUCGAAUUUCUCAUACUGGAGUGCGGCAAUUUAGAAGACAAGGCAAUAAAAUGGCUGAUCAAAGAUGUGGCGCCUCAUGACAGCUCGCUGCAGUUGUGGACUGCCUUAGCAAAAGCACUGCAGGUCUCGAAAUCAAGGCAGGAGUGCUUGCAGCAAAUGUGCAACUUGUUGCUCUGGCCACUUCUGAACUUAGAUCAUUUCAGUAAUGUUGAGGCAGCUGCACUGACAUGGAAUAGUACGUAUUGCGUACUGCAUCUGACGACGGUGCAAACCGUCUGGUUCCACAUGGAGAUCGACAGAAUCCUUGCGGAAAACGAGAAUAAAGGAGCCACGGCGACUUUCUUCGUGCUGUGCGUUUUGCUUGCUGUAAUUAAGACUAAAAUCAUCACAAGGACAUGUAGUGUUUUCGGGGGCAUGAACAAAACAAAGAAGUUUCAGAAGAUGUGGAAAGAUGAGGGAAUAAACAAAGAAGUUAAGAUGUUACAGGAUGUGAUGUGUAAAUACAAUGAUUAUGAUGAAAUCAAACAAGUACUUCCUAUAUUAAUUGAUACAGUGGACCUCCUAUCGACAGCUGCCACACAUGAGCAUUUGGUCGGUGAAUAUGUCCAAGAAAUCUUUGUAAUUGGAAGGAAAGCAUUAAAUAUCAUGCUCAAUCAUUUGAAGUGUGAAGAUCCUACUGGGGAGGUGCUUUUAGUCAAAGUUAUUGAUGCUUUUGCACAUUUUUUCAAAACUGAAAGUGGAAGCGAAUUCAAAAUAAUUUUAUUGGAUGAGUUACUUGUGUGUCGAACUUUAUUUUCAACAAUACCUUCCAAUUUGGAUGGUGUGUUAAAACUAAUUAUGGCGGAUGAGAGCAUUGAUCAAUCAUUAAGAGCAAAAAUUAAGGCGUCCUUUGAAACUAUUGAAACAAAAAGUAAAAAUGAAGCAAAUGACUCUAACAAUAAAGUUUCAAAGUCUGAAGGUCAGGAUGAAAACAAGUUUACGACGCCUGUGCCAAAAAGCGCUAAAAAGGAUCCGAAAAAGAAAGAAGCCAGUAUCAUAAACACAGUUGUAGAAAAUGGUGAAGAAUUUGCAGUAAUCAAAUCAAAUUGGAAAUUCAAUCCACGAAAACUAACAGAAAAUCAAAAAGAAAAAUUGAAAAGGAAACGAGAAGAUAUUCCGGCUUUGUAUCAGGACCUAUCACAGUCACAAGAUGAAUUUAAACUUAAAUCUUGGAAAACAGACUCUCAAGAUGCCUCUACUACAAACAGUAGAUCAGCCAGUACACCAUCUAAUGAUAAUAUUUCAACCAUUAAAAAUAUGCCUGGCACUGAUAUAGUGCCUAAAAUAAUUGAUAAUUUCUUCUCUGAUACUCCUAAGGCUACGGAGAAGAAUGAAAAUAAACAAACUGACAGCCCAAAACAGAGCAAAUUUGACCAAAAGAAAUCUUCUCCGGCAGUUAAAACUCCGCGGAUGGCUUUGAAAGACAGAGUAUUUCGUAAUGUUAGAAAUUUGAUUGAAAAAUCUACUCUACCAAAAGAAGGAUCACAGAACACCGAUGUGUUAAAUCAAACAGUUAAUUCAAACACAUGUAGCACGCCAGUUACGAAAUGCAACGACAGUAAAAAUGUUGUUAACUCGGCACCGUCAAAAAUAAAUGCUGACCGGCCUGCUCGUGUUAAGAGAAAACCUAAAAAGUUCGACGACUCGGAAAUUUACUUAGAAAAGAGAAGGCGUAACUCUACUCAAAACGAGUCGCAAUCAUUUGACAAAAACGACGCUUCAGAAGAUGCAACAAAUUUAGAAGAAAAAACAAAUGAAGAUGUCAAUAAUAUUCUUAAAGCUGCGACUGUUUCAGUAAAUAAUAUGGAAAUGGAUACCAGUGAAGUUUGCAAAUCAAAUGAUCCUAUUAAUGACCACGCACCUGUUACUAAUGUAGAAAAAAAUGACACAGUAAAAGAUAAAAUACCUGCAGAAGUUUCUUCUUCGCCCAUAUGUAAAGAAGUUCAUAACAAUUCGGUAGGUGAUAAUGGUUCCAACGUAAAUCUUGAAGAUACUGUUAAAUGUUCACAAAGCGACACAUCUAUCGACAAAUCAAUAGAAGAAACACAGCAGCCUGAACAAAAAAAGAAUACCUCCGUUGGUAAUACAUCCACACCUAAAAACAUCCCUAAGAAAAAAGAUUCUGACGAGGCAAAGUCGACUUCUAAAAAGAAGUCAAGAAUUGAAAAAGAACUGGCUAUAGAUAUGGUCGAAGGUCAUCCAUUUUUAAAACUACAAUCAGAUAAGCGAGUGACCAGAAAAGGCUUAACAGAGUUGCCUAUCCGCGGUCGUAAAAUGCGUUUAGCUGAUAAACUAAAUAAGUCUAAAUCUGAACCAAAGAGUGCUUCAAAAACGAAAAAAGGGACGAGCAAUACGGAAGUUCCAAAAGACAAAUAUCCUGUUACAGUUUGCGAAACACAAGAUAUUAGCCCUGAUGCUACACAAGAUCUUUCUGAAGAUGUUAUUGAAAGCUCUCAGGAUACGACAACAACAAUAUCAGUUAAAUCAUUCAGAAGGUGUGCUGAUAAACCAUCUGGUAGCUCAGAAAGCAUAAAUAAAACUAUUUUGGAGACGCAAGAUUUAGUUGACAAAUCUUCCCAGGAAAUAAAUACUACUACUGACGUCAUAAUGUCUCAAGAAAUUAAAGAUGACACCGAAUUACCUGCCAACAAGACUGAUGUCCAAGAUAAUGUUAUAAUGGAUUUAACAGAGGAAAUGGAUACGGAGCCUGUAAGUUCUGGAGAUGUCAUAAUUAUAAACGACGACGAUCCUAUGAUUGAUUUAAAUACCGAAGGUGACCUAGGUCCAGGACCUGAUACACUUGAACUUGCAAAUGCAGAUACACAACCUACAGAUCCCUCCCAAUUUGUAAAUGACACAAAUGCAUCCAUUAAAACUUGUCAGAAUGUACUCCCUGACAUCAAAGAUAAUAAUGAAAAAACUGAUUCAAGAGUUGAUGAGAGUCGGCUUACUACCACAGCCGACGACAGAACCAUAACCCUUGUUGACAUAACUCAAAAUGAAGAAACUGGCGCUUCGUCUCCCACUAUCGGCGCUGACCAAAGAAAAAAAGAUUUCUUAAACAACACUUCAGAAAUUUCGCCUAUAAAAUCCUUAAGCCCAAUUGAACCCAAGUCGCCUGUAUCUGAAAAUAGCAGCGAUUUCUUAGUAAUUAAACUAUCUGGUCGGGUACAAAUGAACGGUGAACCUUUGGAAAUGAGUAAUUCACCUGAAAUAUUUACUGAAGAAAAAUCUUCACCUGAUAAAAGGGAUCAAUCUCCUCCUCGCCCAGAGGUUACUGUUACUAAUAGUAGUCCUAGUUCUUCAUUGUCUUUAAAGAAAAAUCGGCCUCAAGUACGCAGUGGUGGUCGUGCGGCCCAAAUGUUAGGUCUGUGCGUGCCGGACAGAUUACAGACAAUAAAGCAUGUUGAAAGACCUGAGAAAGACGAACCUAAGAAAAGCAGUCCUGUGAACACUCCAGCUCGUAGAAACCUGAGAAUGUUGUAUCAAAAAGCUCAAUCGACAGAUAGUGGAAGUUCUGACGAAAAAGAAGAAACAGAUAAUUUUCUGAAAUUUAAGAAAGCUUUGCCCAGUGCCGACUGUAGUCCUGCCGGUCCAAUUCUAAAAAGAAAGCUUGCUGAUAUUGCGGACGAAGCCACAGCGUCACCAGCCAACAAGAGGAAACGAGUCAGUUUUCAUGACCCAGUGUCUACGUCAGUUACUGUUCAAAAGUAUAUAGACACAAGUGGAGUAAGAUCACCUCAAAACACAGCACUUAAACGGUUGGAACGGCAAUUACGCCACCAGUCUCCAAAAUCUCCAAAGAGACUUGAUAGUAUGUUUACACUCGAGACCGUACUAACUACAACGGCUGAAAGUUUCAGUAAUGAACCUUCUAGUAACGACACAGAACUGAGCUCUCUAGAUCAGACUCCUGCCGCGGAAAUAGUCAAAACUAGUGAAUUAAAUGAUACAGAUCCUAUAUUCCCAGAUCUCAUAGAUUGUAAGGAUUCUAUUGCUAACAUUGCUUCAGAACUAUCAUCACCUGGAAUGAAAGAAUUAUUUGUAAAAGAACUAGGAGGAAAGAUUGAAACUGUUGGUGAUUUGGCCAAGUUGACUGAAAUAGAAGUAAAUAGAAUUUGUAUCAAAGCUCCUAAAAUACAAGUGGCCAAAAAAGUAUUAGAGGAUUAUGCAUCUAGAAAGGAUAAAAUACUGAAAGCGAAUGAACUAGUGGAACCUACUUCAAACAAAGAACUUACAGUGACAACAAGUGAUGGAAGACUAAAAAAAGAUGAAGUAAUGGAGGUAGUGGAAACUCCUUUAAAUACAACAAUUACAGUAACGACGAGUGUUGGAAAAUCUGGAAAUUAUGAUUUAAUGACAGGGGUUAAAGCUAGUGAUCUAGAAAAGGUGACUGAAUCUGAAGGAAUUGAAAUUGUUGACAAAACUAUAACACAAAUGACUAAGAAAUCAUUUAAAAAGGACAAAAAAAUGGAGGCGGAACCAAUGGUUGUUCUAACAAAGGUCACUGAACAUGAAGUUGACAAAAUCGAUGUUAAAGUUCCUAAAGGACAUGUGACUAGGAAAGAUAAAAUAAUGGAAGUGGAUGAAGCAGUGAAGCCAACUGUAGAUGUUGAUCUUAGAGUGGCAACAAGUGUUGGAAUACAAACUAAUAUUAUAAUGAGCGAAACCGAAACACAAACCUCCUUGAUAUUGCAAAGGCUCUCAUCAACACAGACUGACGAAGUAGCGACAAAGCAAACAAGUUCUCAGACAGAUGAGUCAGGCAGCAAAUCAACUGAAAAUAUUAUAUCAUCAUGUAUUAAAGACAGGAAAGACUUCGUCCUUAAAUUAGGAGAACGAUUAGAAAACGUAUCAAAACUUAAACUGGCAGAAUCUCUACCUGUCAAAGACUGCACGGACCUGCUUGUGAAGAAAAUGACUGGUUCAGAUGCCAAGAGUGUUUUGAACAGCAUCAUCCAGCGAGGUUGCGAACUGCAUGCAAACGGCCAAAACGGAAACAAGGAAUUAUCGUAUCUGCAAAAUUACUUGUUCGAUAAAUUCGAUGUUAAAGACUUGAUUUUGUUUUGCAGUCAGAUGAUGCAAAAAGUGUAUGACAAGAGUAUUGCUGAUAAGAAUGUGUGAAGUGUAAUUAGUUUUAAAAGUAGGUAAUUUCCUUUUGAUUUGUCUUCGUAAUCAUUUUCUAUUUUGUCUCAAAAUAGAAAAUGAUGACGAAGUUAAUGUAAUAACUUUUGUGGCAAAUUUCUUGAUUUGAAUAGUAUACACAGACGAUACAGUACAGUGUAGUGAGGAUACAUUAGUAUCCGUUUUUAAAUCGACUUUAUUGAUUAACAAUACAUUUAAUCAUAGUUAUUGUACCACGUAAUAUAUUUCACAUGGUGGCAAAGUAUUCAUGUACAUAUUUUUGGAUUGGACUGAAUUAGAAACUUAAUUUUGUUUUAAGUAACAGUGCCUUUUUGCGCUUUAGUAAUAGAUAGUACUGUAUGAGCGCAUUUGAUAUAACGAUUUUUGACUCAAUUCACUUGCCGAGUUCACAGCAUGUGACAGUCGUGAAAUUGUAGAUAUAGAGAUUGUUUUAGUAUCUAUAUACUUUUCCUACAAUAGGGAAUAUUACUCGAAACUCUGCGUAAGGGGCGCCACUACUACAAUCCAUCGCAAUCUGAGGGUCUACCGGGAAACGCGUAAAUCGAAAUUUCAUUAUCUAACCUCUCUAUCACUCUUGCGUAUUCGAGCGAUGAAGAGACAGAUAACUAAAUUUCGAUUUACGCGUUUCCCGGUGGGCUCUUUGGAAACAAACUUGCCAAAAAAACAGGGCACAGUAUAAGUUACUCUAUGGUUUAGGAAAGCUGCUAGUGCUGUUCUCUGGCGGCAGAACAUUGCAGUUAUACUCCCUAUUAGAUUCUUACUAGAUAAAACUUGUAAGGAAGCAAAAUGUAACUAUAUAAACUAUCGUAAAGUGUAGUAGGCAGGCGAGUAAAAAUUGCGUUUUAUCAAUACAUUUCACUUGGUACAUCAUGAAUACGAAAAUGUCAUAUCAAAUAUAAUGCUUGGCAAGCAUGAAGGAUGACUGUGACUUACUUGUUGUUCUAGGUACAGUUAGAUAUACUGUGGAGUAGUGCUCCGAUAUACACUCAGUAUAAACCAUCUAAAUGUAUCAAUUACAUUGGAACGUCGAUGAGACUAACGCGAUAACUUAAGUUAUUUAAAUUACGUUAGACUUUUUAGUAAUUAUUUUUUAUAAUGAAAAGAAAAAUAAAAGAUCAACAGAA